UCUUGAUGUGAUGUUAUGUAUCUCAGAAUUCUGGUUUUGUGUUGUUUUUUCUUAUGCUGUCUAAAAAACCAAAUUCUAGUUGCUGCUGAAUUCCGAUUCUGUUGGAUUAAACUGCAAGGAAAUAAUUGUCUUGAAAUCCAAUUUCAUGUUUCGAUUGGUUGGACUGAAUUCUGUGUUUCGCAGGUGAAGGACGUCAUGAAAAAGCAAGAGGAGCUUCCUGUCUGCCGGGAAGGAGAUAUGAUUAUGGAUCAGCUAGUAGAGCUAACUAGUAAAGGAUGUGGAUGCCUUCUUGUUAUUGACGAUCAGUACCACCUGAUAGGCACAUUUACUGAUGGAGAUCUGCGGCGCACCCUGAAAGCUAGUGGGGAGGGGAUUUUCAAACUCACAGUAGGGGAGAUGUGCAACAGGAACCCGAGGACAGUUGGUCCAGAUGCAAUGGCAGUUGAAGCAAUGGAGAAGAUGGAAUCUCCUCCAUCUCCGGUUCAGUUCUUGCCAGUCAUCAAUCAUCAGAACAUCUUAAUUGGUAUUGUUACACUGCAUGGAUUGGUCUCUGCUGGCUUGUGAACUUAGUAAGGUUGUCAUGCGCUCUAUUCUAUCUUCUGUUUGUACAAUAGUAAUUCUUUGUAAUGUUUUUUCCUUGACCCUGCCUUAGCGAGAGCCUCGUGCACUAGGUCGCUCUGACUUCUCUUCUAAUGAGGUGGUGUAUCUGUACUUUAGAUGAUUAAUUUUGUUGUUGCCAAGAAUGUCACGAGGUAAUAUUGUAUUCUUUAUUGUAAAAUCUAGUGAGUUUCUUGAGCUUCCUAUCUUAUAUUUUUCUUGAAAACUUGAAUAUGUAGUUUUUAUAUUCAUUGUAUUUAUUGUAUUCUUUAUUGUAAAAUCUAGUGAGUUUCUUCAGCUUCC
Camellia sinensis is the source of this 900-nucleotide messenger RNA. Lineage: Eukaryota; Viridiplantae; Streptophyta; Magnoliopsida; Ericales; Theaceae. The record is from RefSeq and is a predicted model, not a curated record.